Besnoitia besnoiti is the source of this 996-nucleotide messenger RNA. RefSeq lists its product as uncharacterized. The record is from RefSeq and is a predicted model, not a curated record. Bases 1 to 996 code for a protein of 331 amino acids. Lineage: Eukaryota; Apicomplexa; Conoidasida; Eucoccidiorida; Sarcocystidae. The transcript has 2 exons.
AUGGGGCUUUGUUCGAAGCGAUUCGGCUACGAAAGCCCAGCGGUGGGCACGUGGUGCAUAGCGUUGAGCUUGCAGCUCGUGACGGGCGUUAUCAUGGUCAUCGUUGGCUACGACAGCAACAUCCGUGACAUUUUGGAGGCGGCUUCUCUCACCAGCAACGCGUACCGUGUCUUCACGUGGAUGGGUGUAGUCCAUGUCGCACUUGCCGUGCUGAUCGCUGCCGUGGUGGCCUUAGGUCUCUUUGUCAGUCCGUGUUUCUUGUGCCCUUUGUGCAUAAUCAAUAUCGCGGAGAGCAUUUACUGCGUCGUGAGUGCUGCCACUGCGGGAGCAUAUCUGCAGCCGUACAUUUCGUACGUAAAGCACUCUGAGCUUGCGUUCGAAGGCGCUAGCUCGUGGUCGGCUGGUGACACGUUCUUCGCUCGAACCAACAGCGGAUACAUCCUGGCUGCUUCGGUUCUCGCGCUCGCGACCCUCGCUUCGUUCGGCCGUGCGAACGGCAUGAGCAACGACACCCCCAUCCCUGAGGCCCAACUGUACGUCCCCUGUGUCACCUUGAUCAUCGUAUGUGGUGGCAUCUUCCUUAUCGGCGGUGGCGGCCAAGGUUACACUGUCAGCAUGGGCGUGAUCUGGUUCAUUAUUGCGGCGGGCGUCGUCAUCAUGUUGAAUAUCACUCACUGCUGCCUGUCGCCGAAGAUCUGCAAUAUUCUGGUAGCUGCGGCGUUCGCGUGUGUGGUGGUCUUCGCCAUGAUCAGCUGCAUUGUAACUGCAGCCACGUAUCGUAGCGUUGUGGACGAAAUUGGGAUUUCCGGCGUGCCCCAAUACUCCAAGGCUCCGUCAGAGGAUAUUUGGGACAAGUACAAGGUGUAUGCAAUUAUGGGUGGGGGCAAAUGGCUUGUCAUCGAGUCCUGCACUUCACUGGCUUGCGCCAUCCUGGGACUUUUCUCCACUGUCUACUCCAUCCGUUCUGUCCUGAGUUGCUGCGGCAAAGGCGAGUAG